Cylindrotheca closterium is the source of this 879-nucleotide messenger RNA. NCBI's taxonomy places the organism in Eukaryota, Bacillariophyta, Bacillariophyceae, Bacillariales, Bacillariaceae. The record is from the annotation of a GenBank genome assembly.
AUGGCAGCAGACAAAGUAUCCAAACCAUUUAACAAAGCAAGCAAGAAUCCAAUACAAAUGCUCUCACAAGUGACAACACUGGAAUUUGUUACCAAACUUCAAAUUGGAAGGACGGACCACUUGGGCUUCUCCAGUCUCUUAAGCAAAAUGAAUGCCCCCACUCUUGAUAGCGACAAGGCCCUUGCGGGAUGUUGGUAUGGGACUACACUAGGAAACCCACAUCCUGUCUUAUACAAAAUGGACCCUUCAUUAGUAUUAUCUGGAAUAGUAUUAUCUGGAAUUCACUCGGCAACUUUUGUUCCACUGCAGGGAUGCUUAUCCCUUGUAUUUGCCAUUCCAAAAUGUGAAGACAAUUCGGAACAUUCCCACGGUCUUGAAGCAUUCCAGGAAUGGAAAGAAACAUUGUCUUUGAGUUCAAAGAUGGUACUGAUUCACAUGCUACUAGUGUUUGAGAAUGUGGCCAAACGGGAAUUGAGCACUCCUGAUGUUGACCUUCCACACUUUUGUUGCACUCCAGGUGAAGCAUACACCUUUCCAUGUCAACAAUGGAAAUAGGAAGAAGACUCCAAUGAUGAUGAUGAUGAAGACUCGGAUGAAGACGAUGACGAUGAUGGCAAUGACAAUGAAGUAAAGGCCAAGGACAAGCACUCUUUCAAUAAAUCCUUGUUGGAAGAAGAUGGGGAUGAUGUAUUCAAUGAAGAAGAAGGUAGCUGCCCAUUAACUAAAGUGACAACGGUUGUGUCCAAAACCGUUGAUCAAUACAAGGAGGAAUGGACUGAUAAGACCAUGAUUCUAUACGCUCUAUUUCAACAUGUAAUGAAAAAAACAUUUUGUCAUGUUCGGUUGCUUUUCUCUUAUGAUGAGCAAGCUCCACAGUAG